GUCUUCUCCCAUUUCAGAAGCUUCAGUCAGAUGUCUUUUAUUUUGAUUAACGUAUUUCCGGUUUGAGUUUUUCAUAUCCUGUGAAGAGAGCUAUUGAAGUUUGUGGAUAAAAUCUAACGGUACGCGGAAGAAAACAUCGACAUCAGUUAUUUCUUGAAGUGUGAUGUCUACAGGUGCUCGUGAUGGAGGGUGGAACUGGAGUCUACUACCAAGCAAUGCCUGCAGUGGGACCAGAUGGGAAAAACGUCAUGAAGUUGAUCCCUGUCCAGAAAGUGAACGGACAGUUUUAUCAGGCGCCAUUUAAUACAGAAAGAGACAAUGUGGAUCUACAACUGAAAGCUUUUGCAAAACCUGUUCAUACACCUGCUGCCUCUUCAUCUCAAACACAGACUCGACUUCCCUCCCUUCAGCCCAUAGCAGAUGGACGGGUCGUCCUAAAAACCCUGCCAGAGUUCAGAACUUUAUCUAACGCCAUCAAACCUCAACCAAGUGGAAAUAAUAACUUCACCAUUCACAAUCCAAAGCAAGUGCACGUUCCUCUUGCACCACAAUCGGUUUCCCACUAUACAGUCCAGUUACCUUCUCAACCCAAUGGACAGGGCAUGAUGGCUGUUCAAACAUUGCCUGUUACCGUAAAGUCACCUGCUCUCCCAAACGGUCAUUUCCUGCAGAUCCCACCGAAUGCAAAAGUUAGGACUCUGCCGGCAACUGCGCUCCCGCAGUCCAUAAAAUGCCGGAUAAUGAACUCUGUGAAUAACACCCCUAACCUUGGGAAGGGUCCACCAACUGUUGUGCUUGUGUCCCCUGUGAACUCUGUGAAGCUAACUUCUGACCAGCAAAUGGUUUUGCUUACAAAGCCAAGUCAAAUACAGAAGACCCUGUCUCAAAAUCCUCCUGCAAACUUGCAAACACCUGUUUGUGUUCCUAAAACUAAUGAAGAAGUGAACACUCCCAUUAAAUGGGUUGUCCAGGAGGGAACAGGCGCAACCGCUCCUUGCCUUGUACCAUUGUCGACACCGAAUGUCAGCUCUGAUAGCUUAAAUGCGGUCAAGCAUGUCAACUCGGUUGGUAAGGUAAACGAAAUCAUGGCAAGUAAAGUUACACCACCUCAGACCAGCCAAGAAAAGAUCACCCCGGGAAAGGACAACGCAUUGGUCAUGUGCAACGGGAAAGUCUAUUUUGUGGCCAAGAAAAAUUCAGAGAUCGCCAAGGAUGUGAUGAUCAGCGAAGGUGGAAAAAAGAUGUUAGUCAGCACUUCUCCUGCCCUCCCUGCCAGCUCUGUUCUAGGGUCAAACUCUUCUAAGCGAGAACCCAAAAAAGUAAGUGAAAUCAUUGAUCUCUGUGAUGACGAUGAGGAGACGUCCACGUGCCUGGGAGGCGCCCCGGGUAAUUUGCCCACACCGAGUCAAACAGAGGUGGAUGAGAGCGAUGAAGACUCUAAUGUAAUAUUUGUGUCAUAUAUUCCACCAAAGUCAGGUGAAAAAGUGGCAAAAUCUGCCUCUCAGAACAAAUAUGAAGACGUUCAACACAGAGAGAUCAACACAAAAUCUGUCUGUCUGAAUGAACGGAAAAAAACGGCACAAGAUAGCAUUUGGGAUAAUCGUUCAGCCAAAUUGGGUGAUGACAAAAUGAAUGUGGAUGAGCAGGUCAAGAAAAAUUUGAGUUGUGUUUUCGAAAAUAUGAAUAUGGAGGCAGAUAAAGACUUGGACAGUCCAACAGAGACAAGAUGUCAAGCUGAAAUAGUUGUCGCUGAAACAGUCAACGUGUUGGAACAGCCCCAAAAUGUCUGUAUUCACACAACUGAUAAUACUGAAAAGGUCAUUGGAAAUCCAGCCUCUGAUCCGAGUUGUCAACCCAAGAGUGACUGUCAGCUGAGAAAAGAAUUCGGCAUCACCUCUGACGUACAGAUUUGCUUGCAAAGAACAAAGCCGGCUGUGAAGCCAGAUCAACAAACAGAGAGACUUAUCAUAAACAAACGCACGUUAGAUGGCCUUCGUAAAGUUAUCCAGGAUUCAAAGCUGCAGUCAAAAAUACAGCUGAUGAUGCAGGUUCCCUACACAAAAGUAGAGGAGGAUGAAGGUCUGAAGGUCAAAAGAAAAAAGGAGGAGCAGGAUGAGAGUCAAGAUAUUCCCUCACUAAGCACCACAUAUAACAUUUCACCUGUUUCUAAAUGCUCAGUAGUUCCCAUGGAAAACAGUUUGGUCUCACAGACUUGUCAAAAAGAGGUUUAUUCACCAACAGAAUCUACAGUCAAUAAGGUUCAUAUGCAGUCUGAAAUGCCAGCAGAUUCUACUGGUACUCCCUCACCUGCGCAAAACACAACACAGACUGCUAGUCAUCCCUUCUUACCUUUCUCUGCAAGGAAGAUGCCACCACGCUCUAAAAGAGUUAAGGUGUGUACGGCCUGUCCCUGUGGGACGGUCUUAGGGGUUGCAGAAUCCACUUCGUCACUCCAUCCACAGGAGAAACCGAAUCCAUGUACUGUUGCUGAAUCACACAAAGGGACAAAAAGAAGCUGCUUAAAUAAAACCCCAGUGGAGAGAAGUCAACCAAAAGAUCCUGUUCAGAAAGCAACGAAGAAACCGUUAUCAAGAAGUCCACGUAAAGACAACGCUCCGUUUGAAAGCUCUACUAGUGAAUCAUCACACAACAUCUCCUCACUUCAUAGUUCAUUAAGUGCUUUCUCUUCAUCCAGUUUACAGGACUGCAACAACCACAUUACACUGUCCUCAAGGGGAAUAAAAUGCGGAAACACGUCGGGCAGCCGCACAGAUGCUGAAACAUCCCAGCAAGACAGCAGCCAGGUGCAGACAGCAUCAAACAGCCCCAUCAUGCCAUUCUCUAACAAACACCCAGGUCCCAAAAUAGACAACUUUCCAACCCAAGUGCUCUACUCGUUGGAAACGCUGGAUGCUGAGGAGAUAAAGCGGCAGGAGAGGAUCAAACGUUUGAAGGAUCUGCUGAAGGAGAAGGAGGCUGCGCUGGAGCGGAUGCAACAGAGCAUGAAUGUUUAGUCAUGUCUGUUUGAGUUUAAAAGACUGUACACUGCAUGAGAAACUGAAUACCAGCAUUAAGUGUUCAAGAAAAAAUGUACAGCAUCUUAACUAAGUUUUUCCCCUUUUUUAACGUGUUCACUGGAUCUCAGUUUCCAGUCGUUUAAUUCAAUCUUUGAGUAUCUAAGCAUUUUGUGUUGUGUGUUCGUCUUAUUUAUAGUUGUUUGUAAUACAUUUAAGCAACUUUAUAUGCCAUCACCUUUUUUGACAUCUUUGUAUGAUUUAUGUGCCUUCAUUAAUACUUGUUUUUCUGUAGUUCAAUUCAUGUAGUUUUAACUAAAAAAGCAAUUCAAUAAAUAAAAUAAACUUUUGGAGAACCCUUUGUUGGGUAGAUGAAAAAGUGAAACAUGACAUUAAAAAGUGAUUUUUUU
This is a messenger RNA of Megalobrama amblycephala (Wuchang bream), 3424 nucleotides long. It is a transcript of the gene lrif1, whose product is annotated as ligand dependent nuclear receptor interacting factor 1. Gene Ontology annotation, biological process: regulation of DNA-templated transcription. The record is from RefSeq and is a predicted model, not a curated record. Lineage: Eukaryota; Metazoa; Chordata; Actinopteri; Cypriniformes; Xenocyprididae. Gene Ontology annotation, molecular function: nuclear retinoic acid receptor binding.